AUGGUCUCUGCCGCGCUCAUCUCCGACUGCCGAGACAUCAGCCGGAGUCUGUGGCGAUCUCUCCUUGACCGGGCGGAUCCCAUGCUCCUCGACGACGAACCCACCUCGGCUGAGCUCGCCGAUCCUUCGUUACGGGAAGAGCUCGAGCGAUACCUCACCCACCGAUCAGGCGAUCGAUCACAGCGAUCGAUGGUUCGCCGAGGAACUGGCGACUGCUUUGCCUCGCAGGAGAUUGAACGAGAGUUUUGUCGGAACUUUACCUGCUGCGGAUUCCAUCUCGAGACGCUGCAUGACCUGCAGCUGCAUUAUGAAGACUACCAUACCGAAGCCGAUAUGGAAACCCUCAAUGCCGCCGUCAGCGACGACGAGAUCGAGUCUCGCCAUGCCGCAGAAAUGCGCCACCACCAAAACAGCCUCCUCCACCACCGGCGCCGCCCUCACCAUCAUCAUCGGUCGCUGUGGGAUCAGCAGGAUUUGAGUCUGAUUGCCUUCCGGAGCCAUCGUCUGAGCGAAGAGAUCGAGACCCCACCCGUGUCUCUCCCGCUGGCCAUGAUCUACAGCCACGAAAUCAUCCACAUCCAGGAGGAGAGCGACAGCGAAGAUCUCGCGGACUCGUCUCUGGCGGCCUCUGAAGCCCCGUCCGAUGCCGACACCCUCUGCAGCUCCAAGCGCAAGCAUACCGACGAUGUGGCAGGGCCGGUGAAGCGGUCCAAGGCUCUGGAGCACCUUGCCUCCAACGAGUUCCCCACGCCACCAACGUCCCCGAGAAAGUUCGAGCUCGAGUCGCGCCGCAGUUCGAUGAGCGAGCCGACUGCUGAGCUGAUGGCAAUGGGCAAUGGUGAUCGGCAAGCCAGGCCAUCAGCGACCCAAAACUCGAAGCUUUAUUCCUCGAUCCCGUCACCACCGGCCAGCGUCCUGACCGACGAUGAGGAGGACGCUGCCAGCCAGCCACCCUCCGUGAUGACCAAGGCCGCAUCUUCGGCUGCCAGCCAGUCCACAAGCGGAAUCGCAGAUUCCGAAACCGCGGUGUCGAGCACGCCGGCCGCAGCGGCUUCGACAGCUUCGCUGGAUCAGGCUGCGGAUGCCAAGGGCACAGCCUCGCAGCCGCCCGGCGCACUCGCAGCCAAGCCAAAGGUCAAGAAGCCGCGACCCUCGGCGCUCUCGACCAUCAACCCCGAAACAGGUGUACGCGAGUACAUCUGCCCCAACUGCAAGAAGCAGUACAAGAACGGCAAUGGACUCAAGUACCACCUGACGCACGCCCACCCCAACGGCGAGGGCAUUCCCCACGACCUUUUCUAUCGCAAGAAGCGGGAUCUGGACGGCUUCCGGCCGUAUGUCUGUCCCGUCGCCGACUGCGGAAAGCGAUACAAGAACCUCAACGGACUCAAGUACCACAUCGAACAUUCGCAUGCCUCGAUGUUCCCGUCGCCCAACUCCAGCACGGCUGCCGAAGCCUCCAAGCAAAGUGCCAGCACUGCCACCGCUACCACCACUGCCACCACGGACGCUGCUUCGAGUGCCGAUACGGACGAGACUAUCUCUGAAAUGGGCGAGUCCUCGUCCUCGCUGUCGGUCUCGGUCAUGUCGUCUCCAGUGUCCUCUCCUGUCCUGACGGGCGGAGACGCCGGUCCGGUCGGUGAGCCGAUGGAGCCUCUUCCUCUGAUAUCGAGCCUUACGCUGACUCCGGCCUCGGCACCGGCCUCGCCAAAACUCAUUCCGGAGAAGGGUGGCGUCAAGACAUCAGUCGCCUCCAAGUUGUCGCUGCAGUCGUCGCUGGCGGCAUCAGCCCUGUCGGCCGCCAAAAUGUCAGCCAAGCUCGCGGCCGUUUCGACACCGCGGUGUCGCUCUCUCAAGAAAGAAUCGGCGGCACAAGACGGAUGCCGAAUGGCGCUGGCGCCGCCAUCGCCAUCGCUCUCGCCUUGA
This is a messenger RNA of Polychytrium aggregatum, 1926 nucleotides long. RefSeq lists its product as uncharacterized. Lineage: Eukaryota; Fungi; Chytridiomycota; Chytridiomycetes; Polychytriales. The transcript is spliced from 5 exons. The coding region runs from base 1 to 1926 and encodes 641 amino acids. Gene Ontology annotation, cellular component: nucleus. The record is from RefSeq and is a predicted model, not a curated record.